Molecule: messenger RNA, 2023 nt
Organism: Schistosoma rodhaini
Lineage: Eukaryota; Metazoa; Platyhelminthes; Trematoda; Strigeidida; Schistosomatidae
Source: the annotation of a GenBank genome assembly
CAAUAAAGUGCAGAAAGUAUGAAUUGUAGGGCAGUAUUAAUUCAUAUCUUGUAUAACAUGUUAUGUGUUUCAUGUACAAAUGUAUAUGCUACAUCCUAUUAUUCCCACUGAACUUAUCUGUUUAAGCCAAUUGUAUUUAAUAUAAGGAACCAAUCCAAAUCAAUUAGAACACAGUUAAUCUAUGUGAUAAUUUUGAUUGUUUAAGAAAUAUUAAAUGUGUUUUCAUCCCUUCUUUACUGUAUGUAAAAGACAUUCACUUUAGAAGAGACUGAAUAGUAAAUUAUGUUAUAAACAUUUAUUAUAUGUUCUCAUAAAGAUUAAAUUUAUUUUUAAUAAUGGCUUCUCAACAUUGUUCAAUUCGUUUAAUUCGUCAAGAUACAUCUAUUCCAUGGGGUUUUCGAUUAGAAGGCGGUACUGAUUUUGGUCAUUCUAUUACUAUACAACAUGUGAAUCCUGGAAGUAUAGCUGAUUACAGUGGACUUCGGGCUGGUGAUCAUGUAAUACGAAUUAACCAAUCUGAAACUAAAUGGAUGAGACAUGAUGAUGCGAAAAUGGAGAUCAUACGAUCAAGUAAUGAUUUAGAAUUGUUUGUUCAACGUAGUGACAUAGCAAAUCUAUAUACACAUCAAAAUAAUUUUUCUCCAUUACCAAAACAUUCUUUAAGUAGAUCACCAAAACCAGUUUCUCCACAACCAGUUAAUCGACAAACUAUUUGGCAACCUAAAAUUGUUUCAUCUGUUCAAAUGUCACCAAAUAAUAAUCAUAAUAAUCAUCAAGCAUAUGGGACUCAUGUUAAUUUAGAGGCUACAUCGCAAAAUGAAGAGUCGUCAUCUAUCGGAGUUAAACACAAUAUCUCACCACUUCCAUUUGGUCAAUCACCACCGGCACCUGGAGAAAACGUACUAACAAAAGUUGGUGAGGGACGUUAUAGAAAAAUAAGCCACUCAUCAUAUAAUUCACCUAUGGGUUUAUAUAAUCAAAAAAAUAGAAAUCAAACAUUUGAAAGAACAUUAUCUAAUGCUACAGGUAAUCAACUUGAUGGUGCAGCACCUCGAGUAUCACCAACAACACCACCAUCAAUGUAUUGCGGAUCAUGUGGAGGUUUUAUACGUGGUGUUUUUGUUAAAGUACAAGGUCGUAUCCCAAUGCAUCCUGAAUGCCUUAAAUGUUGUAAAUGUGGAAUAGGUUUACGCAAUAUUGGUUAUUUCUACAUUAAAGAACAAUUAUAUUGUGAAACUCAUGCUAAACAGGCUGCACCACCUCCUGAACCUGGCAUGAAAGCUGUUGUUGUUUAUAAAUAACAGGUGAACUUUGAAAAAAAAUAAUAAUAAUUUCAGUUCUAUAAAAGAUAUUUAAUACCCAAUUAUUUCCUGGCAACAAAUUGUUUAGUUUAUAAAAUUUGUUACUAAAAUCACUAGAAUUAGUUUAAAAUUGGAUAUUGUGUAAAGCCAUCUUAACUCUCAUCAUCAGUUGGUAUGUAUAUUAAAUUAUAACUUAUAUAACUUUAAAUGAUAUCAAAUAAAUAUCUACAAUUUAUUAUACCCCUUCUGUUUGCUUUGAGAAGAAAAACAACAAAAAAAGGUGAGAUUUUUCAAUAUUUAACAUUAACCAAGAAAGAUUAACAUAUACACUUCAUAUACCGUGGAAUUUACAAGUUCACUUCGUUUUUCUUUUUUUCCUUUUUUUUUAUAAUUUCAGCACUCUUCCCGAUUAUCAGUCAAUUUUUUUGGGGGGGGGGAGGAUUCAAGGAAAUCCUUACAACCUUUCUAGAUGUUUCAUUCUAAUUAUUCUGUAGUUUACUUAAUUAUCUUUAAUAAUAUUCAUCAUUAAUGAUCGUAAUUAUAAAAUUGUAGUUGUCUAACUAAUCAGAAAUUGAUUUUAUUGAUUAGAUUAUUGUUAAUUGCGAUCAUUUUAUGAACCUUUUAAAUAUUGAUUGUGUAUCCGGUAAUAGAAUAAUCAAUUUAGUUUUGUCAAAAUUGUUAUUAUCAUUUCAAUGAAGAUAAUAGAAAAGAAAGUAUGUUGA